Messenger RNA from Anoplophora glabripennis (Asian longhorned beetle), 476 nucleotides. RefSeq names its product larval cuticle protein LCP-17-like. The coding region runs from base 19 to 426 and encodes 135 amino acids. Gene Ontology annotation, cellular component: chitin-based extracellular matrix. The transcript is spliced from 2 exons. Gene Ontology annotation, molecular function: structural constituent of chitin-based larval cuticle. NCBI's taxonomy places the organism in Eukaryota, Metazoa, Arthropoda, Insecta, Coleoptera, Cerambycidae. The record is from RefSeq and is a predicted model, not a curated record.
AUACAUCACUGCAGAAACAUGAAUACAUUAACAAUUGCAUUUGUAACCUUCCUCGUUUGUCAAGUGCAAAGUGCUACAGAUGUGUCGCCAAGUGUUGUUCCAAUUAUUUCCGAAACGAUUGCUUUGGAAAAGGAUGGAAAUUUUCACUACAGUUAUGAAACUGGAGAUGGCAUAAAGGCUCAUGAAGAAGGUAAUCUCAAAAAAGUAAAUGAUGAAUUAGUGGAAACCGUUAGUGGUGGUUGGGAAUAUACUGCACCAGAUGGAAAAGCUAUUUCCAUUUCUUAUGUUGCUGAUGAAACCGGCUAUCAUCCCACUGGCGACUCCAUUCCAGUAGCUCCUCCUAUUCCUGAACCGAUUGCCAAACUUAUUCAGUACUUAGAAGCGCACCCUCAACUACAAAAAGUCAGCGAAGAAUCUACAACAUAACUUUCGAAAAUUAAGGCCCUAAUUACAAAACCUAUGUAAAUAAACAAAAA